This is a messenger RNA of Microplitis demolitor, 786 nucleotides long. It is a transcript of the gene mRpL13, whose product is annotated as 39S ribosomal protein L13, mitochondrial. Gene Ontology annotation, cellular component: ribosome; mitochondrial large ribosomal subunit. Gene Ontology annotation, biological process: negative regulation of translation; translation. The record is from RefSeq and is a predicted model, not a curated record. NCBI's taxonomy places the organism in Eukaryota, Metazoa, Arthropoda, Insecta, Hymenoptera, Braconidae. Bases 181 to 717 code for a protein of 178 amino acids. Gene Ontology annotation, molecular function: mRNA binding; structural constituent of ribosome. The transcript is spliced from 3 exons.
CACCAUCGCCACCGUCAUUAGUAUUGUAUUAUCGUAUAUUUACUUUUUCCUUCAUCAUAUCAAUUAUCAAUCUCUAUCAAUCUCUAUCAAUCUCUAUGUGCAUCCAUGUGCUCUAUGUCUAUGUAAAUUAUUAUUAAGCAGGAAUAAAGUUUAAUUAAAAAAAAAAUCUAAAUAAUUAUUAUGUCAUUAAUUAGACGAGCACAGCAAUGGGGCUCUUUAUCGAGAAUUUGGUAUUUGUAUGAUGCUAAAUGGCAAGACCCUUACCAAAGCGCUGUUCAUUUGGUACCAUAUCUUUUAGGAAAAACUAAACCGAUUUAUGCGCCAAUGUCCCUAUGUGGAGACCAUGUCGUAGUAAUAAACAGUAAAGACAUUGCUUUGAGAGGUGAUGAAUGGAAAAAACGUGUCUACUUUCAUCACACGACAUAUCACAGUGGUGAUACAUGGACAUUGGCAUGGGAGUUACAUAGAAAAAAUAAAACAAUGAUUGUUAAAAAAGCCGUCUAUCACGCUAUGAGAAACAAUUUACAACGUCGUCACACUAUGGAACGCUUACACAUUUAUCCAGAUGAUAAUGUCCCUAAGGAAAUAAUGGAAAAUAUUUCAAAUCAAAUUCCUCAACUCAGACCCGUUCCAACAAAACUUUAUGACAUUUCAGAGCAAGUUGUUGAUAAAUUCCCACGUCUUAUGGCCUAUCCUUCUAAUUAUAUUCUUAAAUGAAUAUUAUUCAAAUUAUUUAUUUUAUCCUUUAAAGUGUUUUAUAAUAAAUAAAUAAUUCAUUUAAAUCUU